UGUUAUCCGCAAGCCUGAAUGAUGAAUACAAAGUUAACUGAAUCAAUGAUAUUUUAUUUGAGAAAAUAAGUGUUUGAAGUAUAACUGUGAUAUUGUUUCGAAUAUUAAAAAAAACGCUUGAACAAUGAAUGAGACAAUGAACGAAACAGUGACAGACACUUGGAUGUGGCUUCGGGAUGUGAUGGGGUGGUGGCUUGAAGACUCUGGUGCGGAAGAGCAUCAAGGUCUGAACAUGAGCGUCCUGAAAAUGGACCAAGCGUAUAUGGUCGGAGUGGCAGACAGAGACGUUGGUGUCUACUCCGUUUCCGACGAUUGUUUCAGAUGUCCGUUUGAGCUACAGAAAAAUAUAUCAGCAGGCACAAAGGGAUGGUGGGUUGUCAGUACGGCGAGGCGAUCUACCCUGAGGGUGUAUGAGGGCUUCACAGACGACUACAUGACAGCUAGAAAUACUUCAGGUUUGCUAUGUCAGCUACGACCGAAUAUGGGACAAUUCGGCGUGUACACAUUGAACGCGACGGGCGAAGGCUGCGAUGUAAGGACCUCUAAGGAACCUGUCGAUAUUUAUAUGCCUCUCCUCCUUCUGCUGGGAGUUUUGAUCGGGGCAUGGCUACUUUAUGGAGUGCUGAAGCUUAUCAUGUCAAGGGUAAGGCGUUCAGCAAAGCUGCGCUACGGUGACAAGGAGCUCGCUAUACAACAGAGAUUGCGGGCUUUGGACACCUUUAGAGGGAUGGCAAUAGUGUUCAUGAUAUUCGUGAACGACGGAGCCGGCGGGUACUGGUGGAUGGAGCACGCCACGUGGAAUGGUCUGGCGGCCGGCGACCUCGUGUUUCCAGCCUUUCUGUGGAUCAUGGGCGUCUGCGUCCCACUUUCAGUCAAGAGCGCCUUCGCGAAGGGCGUGCCGAGGUGGAAGAUUGUUUUACAUAUUAUCAGGCGUUCGGUCAUGAUGUUCCUGCUGGGCAUAACCAUGAACACGAUCUACGGCUCCAACAUGCUCGGUGAGCUGCGGAUAUUCGGCGUACUGCAAAGGCUUGCCGUAUCGUACCUAGUAGCUGCUGGCUUCUACGCGCUCACAGCUCCGAAGUAUUAUACACCGCCGAGGGGCGCAUGCGGUCAAGCACUGAAAGACGUUUUGUCAUGCGCAUGGUGUUGGGUCCUAGCUGGUGUGCUUAUAGCGUUGCACAGCGCGCUCACCUUCAUCGUACACGACCCUGAGUGUCCAGCUGGAUAUUUGGGACCUGGUGGUAAACACGAUGAGUGGGUUGCGCCGGAGUGCAGCGGAGGUGCUGCUGGUUUUAUCGACCGCCUGCUGUUGGGAGAGAGUCAUCUGUACCAGCACAGCGACGCGAGGAAUGUUUACGGUGGCCCGCCGACGGAUCCAGAAGGAAUGUUGGGAUGCCUCACAUCGGCAGUCCAAGCAUUGUUUGGCGUGCAAGCCGGCGCAACCGUGUUGCUGCAGCGAUCACACAAGGCGCGGAUUUCUCGUUGGCUAGCUUGGGCUCUGGUCUUCGCGCUGGCUGGAGCACUACUUGCGGGCUUCUCGAGGGAGCAUGGCGUCGUGCCCAUUAACAAAAACCUUUGGUCCAUGUCUUUCGUACUGGUGACAACAGCAGUUUGCCUCGCGUUGCUUAGCAUCUGCUACACAUUGACGGACGCGUGGCGGUUUUGGGACGGAGGACCUUUUAGGGCUCCAGGGCUCAACGCCAUCGCACUUUACAUAGGCCACUCAGUAUGCGCACACCUAUUCCCAUUCCAUUGGAGAGUACCAGAGAUGCAGACGCAUGGAAUACGCCUGGUGGAGGCGGUCUGGGGCACAGCUUUAUGGGUUAUUAUUGCUCAUGUUAUGGCUAAGAAGAAAGUCUUCAUCACUCUCUGAAUGCUAAACUUUUGUUAUUGUAACACUGCCAGUAUGACGUCGGCUUCUACAUUGGGUACUU
Molecule: messenger RNA, 1934 nt
Organism: Pararge aegeria (speckled wood butterfly)
Lineage: Eukaryota; Metazoa; Arthropoda; Insecta; Lepidoptera; Nymphalidae
Gene: Hgsnat
Product: heparan-alpha-glucosaminide N-acetyltransferase
Exons: 10
Coding region: 125-1873 (582 amino acids)
Source: RefSeq, a predicted model, not a curated record